AUGCGCAGCCUACUGGAAGGUAUAACCUCAACACUCCGGUCCGCGCAACAGCAUCAGACAGGCUGGGAUCCGCGUAAUGCCACGUCUACCGGGGUGCCUACCACUGCGCAGGAGGCGUUUAGCGGCGGCGUACCAGCGGUUGCUCAGCGUGAUUUAUCGCAUGUUGAGGGGCCGGUUUCAUCAAAGGGAGGCGCCCCGAUGGACUGCAUCACUGGGUACUCCCGCUUCUCCACGCAUUCGCCUCCCGAUUUUCCCUUUAGAAUGCUCAUGAUAACUCAGAAUGUUGGUGCCAUUGGGGACACUGCCGCUGGGGCAAAAGAAGGUGGUGAAGAGCACAGAAGGGAAUGUGAGAAACAGGCCGGUAAUGAUGAGCUCUCUUCGGAUGCUCAGAAGGAUGUAAGGGAGUUUCUUUCAGAGCUGCGGUUGCUGAUAUUCGAAUACAGCCGCCGCGAGUACACAGCGCACAUCAGAGUGAGCAACACAGGUGACGACGACCCUUCUCAUCCUUCGGCAGCCGAUAUUGGUGGCCAGGGACCACCCCCACUGAUUGAUGUGAUCGUAGUGCAUUUCCAAGAAAUCGGGGGUAAGAGUUUCCAUACAGAAUUUAACAACUACUUCGCUAACGCCCUGCAGGAGCUACUGCCGGAGGCUGGAUGGACCUCCGGAUUACUAAUGCGGGCGAAUGAUGAUGAGGACCAAUUCACCGCUGUGGGAAGCGUUGUGUACCUGUCUCACCGCAUGUGCCCUAUCAGUAGCAUUCUUUCCUUUCACCACCGUACCUUCGUUUGUGUGGGUGACGACCCUGUGACAUACGGGAGUUCGCCUACUAUUCUAUUUCACGGCGGGAAGUUUUCUGGUGCCGGUGAGUCUCGGAAAGGAUAUUUGCUCAUAUCACUUCGCCUCGGCACUGUUGUGGUGAACUUUUUGAACGUGCACCUCUACAACGACAAGAAAAGCAAGGAGGCAGCGGCAGCGAGUCCUAGCCCCUAUGCUUUGCAGCGUCAGGAGGCACUGCUCGAAACCUUGGCGGAGUGUGCGGCAUUCAUCUCCCCCGAUGACCCCCUGUUCAUUUUUGGCGACUUUAAUACGCGCCUCGACGUGCAUAAUAUGCUACAGUAUUUAAAAGAAGUGGAGAAUCUGGACGUUAAAGUUUCAGACGGUGACGUGCGGGCGCCGGACAGUUUCUGGGAGCUUUUUGAAAACCCACAGCAUAUGGGAGUAAUCCGACCUUACGAUGUUGAGGUGCAGCGCCUGCUGGACGUAGUGGCGCAGCAGAGUGGCAUGGAGCUAGCGGAAUUUGCGGUUCGGUUUCCCCCAACAUAUUUGUGUCAAUCCCCGAGGGAUUCGGAGGAAGCGACUUUCCAGAUUGAUACUCCUGUCCAUUUGGUUAAUGAUGGGGAGGAUAAACGAGAGAGUGGGACCAGUGACAGGAUAAGCGUGGUUCGCGUGUUGGAACGCCUUUCUUCCAUACCACACCAUCCAUACGGGCGGAGGCGUGUACCCGCGUGGUGUGACCGCGUCUUGUGGAACCCUCCCGCGUUGGAACUCAUGACAGGGCGCCGAACUUCACAAUCGGUGGCGGGAAGCAGUGCUACUGCCCACGGCGGAACUGGCGUGGGGGCGUUGCGCCGGUAUGUGUAUCGUUCUGUAGCCUUGCGUCACACCGACCACGCCGCUGUGACACUGUUUUUUUGA
Molecule: messenger RNA, 1695 nt
Organism: Trypanosoma brucei brucei TREU927
Lineage: Eukaryota; Euglenozoa; Kinetoplastea; Trypanosomatida; Trypanosomatidae
Product: inositol-1,4,5-trisphosphate 5-phosphatase
Exons: 1
Coding region: 1-1695 (564 amino acids)
Biological process (GO): phosphatidylinositol dephosphorylation
Molecular function (GO): inositol-polyphosphate 5-phosphatase activity
Source: RefSeq, a predicted model, not a curated record